UUACACGUGUCAAAAUCUAAGAUCAAUAGAUUUGCCACGUGUCACGAUCAUAUGAGUUAUUAACUUUGAAAACCAUACUUUAUAUAAUAAGAUAUCAGUUUCUUUUUUUUGAAGCGUUAAUUUCUUAAUUAUUAAUUUUUUGUUGGCUAUAGAAUCAAAUUUCCCAAAUAUCUUCCAGCCGAAAACUACACGCUCAGCAGCAAAUCAUAUGAUGUUCAAAGUCAUUGGUCAAUCGUCAUUGACUUUAACCUUUUAUUUUUAUGAAGUUGAUUUUAGACCUUUCGUGGCGAUAUUAUGACCGCUUCCAGUCGUUGGUCAAAUCCUUAGUCUGUCUUAUUUCUAAAUCAGUUUUCUAAACUACAAAAAUAAAAUUAAAAAGAAGAAGAAGAAGAAAAAGUGUUUCUCUAUAAUUAAACAGAGGGAAAGACCAAUAAAUAAGUGACUUGUAAGUCUUUUAAGUAUUUUGUGUUAUUUGUGUUCAGACGUUUCCUUGACUCUCCUAUUUGAUUUACGCAAAAAACAAAGUGUAGCAAAGGCCCCCCAGGGAAGUUGAUAUAUUAGCUACUACUGAGAGGUACACGUUCGGUGGAUACUGAUUCAUGGGUCAAUUCUCAAUUAUGGAGUUAACCGCAAGUCAAAGAUGCAUGGUUUGAUAGUUUCAUGGACUCGUAUAGUUAGUUAUAUUCGCAUCUUACAUUGAAGCUCUUUAAAUAUUGGGGAGCAAAUCCUCUGUUUCUAACUAAAACUUAGGAAAAAAAUGACAAGAAACGAGAGAAGCUGGUGGUGGGUUAAAGAGAAGAAGAAGAUGGCUUUGUUGUUCAUAACAAUAACAAUGAUGUUCCAAUUCCAACUCCAGACGAAAGGGUGUGUGGAAACUGAAAGGAUGGGUUUGUUGCAACUCAUGUCGUAUCUCAACUCUCUUCUAAUCCCCAAAGGAGAAAUUUUUCUCAAGUCAUGGAGUCAUGAUGAUCGUAGCAGUGACUGCUGCCAUUGGGAGAGAGUAAAAUGCAGUGACGCUAGUCUUGGUGCGAACAUCGUCCACCUUUCACUGAAUCUGUUGCAAAUUCAAUCUCUAAAUCUGUCUUUGCUCCAUAGCUUCCCUCAACUGGACACUCUUGACUUGUCAUCGAAUUGGUGCGAUCACUUGUUUGAUCCCAUCCAUGGUUAUAGGAGCCUUCAGAGACUGGAGAAGCUGAGGACCUUGGAUUUCUCUGGAAAUCGUUUCAACAAUAGCGUUGUCCCUUUUCUAAGUGCAGCGAUGUCUCUCAGAACUCUAAAUUUUGGUAGCAAUGAACUGAAAGGUGUCUUUCCUCCAAACGGUUUAGUGUUUCCUUCAUCUUUACAAGUGUUGAAUCUUAGAAGGAAUCAAUUGUCUUCGACCCCCAAAGGCUACUCAGAGAUCUGCAGACUAAAGUAUCUCCAAGAGCUCGAUUUAGGCAGCAAUGCUUUGACAAGUAUGCCUUACUGUCUGAGUAACCUAACCCGUCUUCGAACUCUUGAUCUAUCAGGCAACCAAUUGAACGAAAACUUGUCUUCCUUUGUGUUUGGUCUACCACCAGCACUUGAGUACUUAUCACUUCUUGAUAAUAACUUCAAUGGUUCGUUCUCGUUCAAUUCACUGGCCAAUCACACAAGACUCACAGUUUUCAAAUUGUCAUCAAAAGUUGGUAUGAUCCAAGCUCAGAGUGAGAGCUCGUUGGUUCCACUGUUUCAGUUGAAGAUUCUAACAUUACAUAAUUUCAGUCUUGGCAACACAAUUCCUGGUUUUCUUGUUCAUCAACAUGACUUAAUCUUCAUUGAUAUUUCUUAUAGCCAGUUGACAGGAGCAUUUCCAGCUUGGCUUUUGCAGAAUAACGCAAGACUGCAGACUAUUUUACUGAAUAACAAUUUGUUGACAGAGCUUCAGCUACCAAAGCUGGUUCAUGGCUUACAAGUUCUCGAUAUCUCGAGUAAUAAGAUAUUCGAUUCCAUUCAAGAAAAUAUAGGGAUUUUCUUUCCACACCUGAGGUACAUGAACUUUUCUUCAAACUAUUUUCAUGGAACCAUUCCAUCUUCUAUGGGAAUGAUGAAAAGUCUACUAAUGUUGGACAUGUCAUUUAACGAUCUAUGGGGUCAACUACCUAAAACAUUUUUAAGUAGUUGCUACUCGUUGAAGUUUCUGAAGCUUUCCAACAACCAACUCAAGGGUGAGAUAUUUCCGGAGUAUGCAGAUCUUACUAGCUUAGCUUGGCUAGCUCUUGAUAGCAACAAUUUUAGUGAGAGUCUCGGAGAAGGUCUAUUGAAGUCAAAGAAUCUAACUCUUUUAGACAUAUCAGAUAAUAACGUUUCAGGCUCGCUCCCACUUUGGAUUGAUAGGAUGUCAAGCCUUGAGUAUCUAUACAUGAGGGGAAAUCAGCUCAACGGUCAUUUCCCUCGCCAGCUACAGAAUCUAAAGCUUAAGGUUAUAGACAUCUCACAUAAUAGCUUCUUUGGUUCUCUACCAAGAAAUGUUGAGUUUCCAAUUCUGAGAGAGUUAAGACUACAGAACAAUGAGUUUAUUGGCUCAAUUCCGGACGCUUUGUUCGAGGCUGAGCUACUGGAGGUGAUUGAUAUGCGGAACAACAAUUUUUCUGAUAUGGUUCUGAAUAAUGUUGCCAAGGCAUCUAAUUUAGGUGUUCUUCUUCUACGGAGUAACAGUUAUGAAAGUCACAUCCCUGAGAAACUAUGUCAGCUAAGUGAAGUUGGUAUCUUGGAUUUAUCUCAGAAUAAAUUCAAAGGUGUUAUACCAUCAUGUUUCAGUAAAAUGUCUUUUGGUGCAAAAAAGUAUGACAGCAACAUGUCAUUUGAUCCAGUGGAAGGCUUCUCACAAGUUUCAUUCUCGCAAAGUUGGAGUUAUACAUCAGCUAUCAACCUCGAUGAUGAUUUCGCGUAUGGUGCUCAACGGACACCAGCAAUCAUAGUGGAUUUUCUAACGAAAAGAAGAUAUGAAGCAUAUCAAGGUGAUAUUCUGCGUUACAUGUAUGGGUUGGAUUUGUCAAGCAACCAAUUAUCUGGUGAGAUUCCAGUUGAGAUUGGAAACCUUCAAAAUAUCGUAUCGUUGAAUUUGUCAAGCAACUACCUCACUGGCUCCAUACCAGAUAGCAUUUCGAAGCUGAAGGAUUUGGGGAGUCUUGAUUUGUCCAACAAUAAGCUAGAUGGAAACAUCCCUCCUGUGCUAGCCGACCUCAACAAUUUAGGAUUCUUCAAUGUCUCAUACAACAAUUUGUCAGGUGAAAUCCCUAUCAAAGGCCAUCUUCUAACCUUCCCGGAAAGGAGCUACAUAGGCAAUGCUCAUCUCUGUGGACUUCCUACCAAUAAAAGUUGCAACCCCGCGAGUGUCCCAGAGUCGAGUGCAUCAAAGCAGGCCAAAGAGGAAGAGGAAGAGGGUGAUGAUGUGAUAGACAUGGUGUGGUUUUAUUGGACUUGUGGUGCAGUCUACAUUACCACAACCUUGGUCUUGUCAGCGUUUCUCUGCGUCGACUCACGCUGGUCCCGUGAAUGGUUUUAUCAGGUCGAUCCCUUGGUUCGUUCUUUUGCAAGAAAAUGAACAAAGAGAUACAGAACACAGAAUCUUUGUAUAAGAAGAGGCAAUGCCAAUCCUUCCACUGCAUUUUUUAGUUACCAAAACUCUUUUCCUCUUUGCUUCUUCUCUGCAUAACUUGCUUAUAGUCCACAAAAACAAAACACCUAACCACCAAAAACAUUGUACUAGACCAUCUCGGUAAGU
Arabidopsis lyrata subsp. lyrata is the source of this 3745-nucleotide messenger RNA. Its product is annotated as leucine-rich repeat receptor-like protein kinase PXL1. The record is from RefSeq and is a predicted model, not a curated record. Lineage: Eukaryota; Viridiplantae; Streptophyta; Magnoliopsida; Brassicales; Brassicaceae. Gene Ontology annotation, molecular function: protein binding.